AUGUUGGAGAGAACAAGUCCAUAUGAUUAUUCAAAAACACAAGUAGCCGUUAUAGAGUGGUUAGAAGAACUUGAUGUGGAAGGUAAUGUUUAUGAUUGUGCCAUUGAUGUGGUGGCUGAAAGCUGUGAGAUCCUUCUUGAUCAAGUUUUAAAGGAAGAUCGUAAGUCUCUUGAGAUGACUGUCGAGAUUAAAAUGGGACCAGAAUAUGAGCAUGUCGAUGAUACGAAUAUGGAUAUGGAUAUGGGUAUUAUGGAUCAUCAAGAAGAACCCAAUGAGACUUACGAAGAGGAGAAUAAUAAGGAGGCACGUAUGAAGGAAGUAGAGACAUUUUUACGGACUAUGAAGAUAAUUAGACCAAGUAAGGUUGAUUUGGAUUGCCAUUGUUCGAUUUGCUUGGAGGAGUUUGACAAGAGUGAACAAGAAGUUGCGAAUCUUGGUUGUUCUCAUAUUUUUCAUGGGAGCUGUUUGGUUUCUUGGAUUCUAGAAGGAAAAAAUAGUUGUCCAUUAUGCCGAUUUAAUUUCAUGCCUUGUUAG
Messenger RNA from Beta vulgaris subsp. vulgaris (sugar beet), 534 nucleotides. Its product is annotated as RING-H2 finger protein ATL47-like. NCBI's taxonomy places the organism in Eukaryota, Viridiplantae, Streptophyta, Magnoliopsida, Caryophyllales, Amaranthaceae. The coding region runs from base 1 to 534 and encodes 177 amino acids. Gene Ontology annotation, molecular function: ubiquitin protein ligase activity. The transcript has a single exon. The record is from RefSeq and is a predicted model, not a curated record. Gene Ontology annotation, biological process: ubiquitin-dependent protein catabolic process.